Molecule: messenger RNA, 1280 nt
Organism: Ricinus communis (castor bean)
Lineage: Eukaryota; Viridiplantae; Streptophyta; Magnoliopsida; Malpighiales; Euphorbiaceae
Product: cyclin-dependent kinase inhibitor 7
Exons: 4
Coding region: 228-887 (219 amino acids)
Biological process (GO): negative regulation of cyclin-dependent protein serine/threonine kinase activity
Cellular component (GO): nucleus
Molecular function (GO): cyclin-dependent protein serine/threonine kinase inhibitor activity
Source: RefSeq, a predicted model, not a curated record
ACUCACAGUCAUACUGGAUGGACCACCAACACCGCCACCACCAAAAUAACACCAUUUUAGCAAUUCAUUUGUCCUUUUAGUCUCUCUCUCUCUGUCUCUCUCUCUCUCUCUCUCUCUCUCUCUUUUCCAUUCUCCUUAUUAGAAAAGCAAAUCCUCGCCGUUAAAAUUCUCUAGUAUCAUCAUCAAUCAAUCACAAGCUCAAUUGCGACGUGGGAGCGGAGUUUACGAUGAUGGAAAUGGCUAAGGUUGGAGUGCGAACUAGAGCGCAAGCUUUAGCCUUGGCUGCUGCUGCUAGUGGUUCAAGAAAAAGGAAAGUGAAUGAUAAUCAGAGACCUGUUAUGAAUAUAGAAUUAAGGAGAAGUACUAGAAGACGAAUUACUGUUGCUACUCCUGAGAAUAAUUCAAUUUCUAGAGAACUGAAUUCCGGUCACCGGACUGCUAGCGGUGUUGUUCAUGAUAGAUGUUCUAGCCCUAGCUUAGACGACUCGGAUCACGCCUGUGCUUCUUGUUGCUCGAGUAAUGGAUCAAGUCAAGAUGAUCAUGGAAAUAUUAAAUUCGCAGAUCUGCAGGAUGAGAGGAGCGCAGAAGUUGAAACGUCUGUGUACUAUAGCUGUAGAGAAAGAAGAGAAAGCACGCCAUCGAGUGAGGUUGGAGAAGAAUUAUCAGACGAACUGGAUUCUACGGCAAGACCAUCAGCAAUGGAGGCAAAUUCACGCCGUAAACCAUCAUUAACGGUGGAGAAGAUGCCAACGGAGACUGAGCUCGAUGAAUUCUUUGCAGAAGCUGAAAGGAAUAUUCAAAAACGAUUUGCAGACAAGUAUAACUACGAUGUCGUGAAGGAUGAACCAUUGAAAGGACGGUACGAGUGGGUGAGAUUAAAGCCAUAAUUGAAGAAGAGAACAAAAUCUGUGAUAAUGUCUGCAAUCUUCAUUCCUUAGGUCAUCACUGAUAGUUUUAUUAGUUUUAGGUACUACUGUUACUGCUACUAUGAUUUAAAUUUCUAGUGUAAGUUAGGUCUUUUUCUCUUUUCAUUUUUUUUCCUCUUCCUUGUUUAAUGUAUAGCUCUCUCUCUCUCUCUCUCUCUCUCUCUCUCUCUCUCUCUCUCCUCUUUUAUCAGUUAGAAUUUUUUUAUUUUUCUUUUCUCUAAAUUAUGUAAGAGUUCACCUAUUACACGGAGAAGUGAAGUUAAGCAUUUCUUUCUGCAAAAAGAAGAAAUGCAGAAAUUGCAACAAGUUCAUUUGACCAAGAAAGCAAACACCAGAGUUUUUGAAUGAUGAAAA